AUGGAUAAGAAGAAAUCUGUUUCCAGAACACCCACUGAUGGGACUCUCGCUAAUAUUCCUGAAGUUAUAGAUCCAGGUAUUACUAUCCCAAUAUACGAAGAAACUCUUGAUAAUCAAUUAAGUGGGCAUCAAACUCAAAAAUUAGGUUCGUAUAGAUCCCGUGCAGGCAAAUUCUCAAACACUCUAAGUAAUUUAUUACCUUCUAUAAGUGCAAAAUUACAUCAUUCAAAGAAAAAUGGUAAAAAUUUAUCAGUUACCGAUGAUGAAUCAAACAAUAGUUCUGAAUCAACCGUUGAUAUGAAAUCAAAAAAUUUCAUCGCUGGAUUACCAUUAGAAUCAGCCGGUCGCUUGACUCCACCGCAAGAAAUUGACAAUUUGGCCAAUUUCCCAGAUCAUUCAAAUUAUAUGUUAAAUCCACAGCCAAGAUCGUCAAAUGAUUUCACUAGCCAAUUACCCCAACAAAUAUCAAGAACUAGAAAUAAUACCAUCUCUUCACAAAUCACAUCAAUGUCUUCUAUCGCACAGAGUGCCGCUCCUUCAACUAAUCCUUGGGGUUCAACAAACGCUAAUCCACUACCCACGAAUGAUCCUUUACAACAGCAUAUCUUACAACAAAUAGGCUCAAACAAUAACAAUAAUGCCACCACCAGCAAUAAUAACGCUUCUUUGAAUGACUACACAAAAUCUGCAUAUUACGAUGCCUUAGUGCCAUCUAUCUCCAAUAAUAUACCUACGGAAAAUAACAUCAAUACAACUACAGGAGGUGGAACUGUCGUUAAUAACCUUACUGUCCCAACAUCAAAUAACAAUGCAAUGUGGGUGAACAGGCAACGUUCACAAUCAAAUACUUCCAGUAUCUACAUGGAUGCUCAGUUUUACGAUCAACAACAACCAGCUAGAACACAAGCUAUAUCCAAUUUUGCAAUGGCCCCACAAGGUGCUGAACCACCUUUGGUAAGUGAUGAAAUUGAUCCAAGAUCCAUAAACUGGGUCUCCAUGGAUCCAAGUGUCCCUUCCAUAAAUCAGAUUGGUAACUUAUUACCAACAAACACCAUCUCAAUUUCGAACGUUUAUCCAUUACAGCAUCAGCAACCCCUUCUGAAUAAUGCUGUCAAUCUAACUAGUACUUCUUUGGCAACUUUGUGUUCCAAGUUUGGCAGAGUAAUCUCUGCUAGAACUUUGAAAGGAAUUCAUAUUGCUCUAGUAGAAUUCGAAACUGUUGAAAGUGCUCUCCGUGCUCUUGACAAUUUACAGGGAAAAGAAGUUUCCAAAAUUGGUGCUCCAAGUGCCAUAUCGUUUGCAAAGAUAUUACCAAUGCAUCAAAAUUCUACUACUUAUAUGGUACCCCAAGCUAUCAACGAAAAAAAUGGCCCACAGCCUUUAUUGCAAGAACAAUUAUUUAAUGGUUCAGUAACUUUCCAACAACACGGAGGAAUCUCCAUUCCUGUCUUCAACCAAUACCAUCAUCCACAGCAACAACAGCAACAGCAACAGCAACAGCAACAGCAACAACAACAGCAGCAACAACCACCCGCUGAAAUACAGCAACCAUUAGGCCAUAACUAUUCAUAUUCUGCUCACACAAUUUCAGAAAAGGAACAGUGUCCAUUCCCAUUACCUCCACCUAAUGCCAAAGACCAAAAGCAAGAAUUAAAAAAAAUCAUCGAUUCAUUUGAAACAAAACAUGACUCCUUACAAAUUCAAAAUUUAUUAACAAAAGUUUCUAAAUUUGAUGGUACCUCAGAUACAACAAAUUUCGGUCCCUUACCUGAGUCAUUAACUACCAAACAGUUUGAUGCACCUAAAUUGCGUGAAUUGCGUAAAAGCAUCGAUUCAGAUUCUAUGUCAAACUUAGAAUUAGAACAGUUAGCUUUGGCUAUGUUGGACGAGUUACCAGAAUUGAGUUCAGAUUAUCUGGGUAAUACCAUUGCACAAAAGUUAUUCGAAUGCUCUUCUGAUAUUGUUAAAGACAUUAUGCUUAGGAAAACAAGUCCUUAUUUAACUUCCAUGGGGGUUCACAAAAAUGGUACAUGGGCUUGUCAAAAAAUGAUAACUAUGGCAACUUCUGCAAGACAGAUUAUGUUAGUCACAAAGGGUAUUGAGAAAUACUGUACACCACUUUUUACAGAUCAAUUCGGGAACUAUGUUAUCCAAUGUGUCUUGAAGUUUGGAUUCCCAUGGAAUAGUUUUAUUUUUGAAAGUAUUAUUGCUAACUUCUGGACUAUUGUACAAAAUAGAUAUGGUGCUCGUGCUGUUAGAGCGUGCGUAGAGGCCCACGAUGUUGUCACCACUGAACAGACCCUAGUUUUGAGCAGUAUGAUUGUGUUAUAUGCAGAAUAUUUGGCCACCAAUAGUAAUGGUACACUUCUACUAACCUGGUUCUUGGAUACUUGUGUCUUACCAAAGAGACAUUCCAUUUUGGUUCCUAGAUUGAUUGAUCAUAUCCUAGACUUAUGUCGUCAUAAAUUGGCAUCACUAACUGUCCUUAAGAUUCUAAAUUUUAGAGGAGAUGAUAGUGCAAGAAAACAAACGUUACAAGCAAUCUUUGGCGAUCAAAAUUCUGAUGAGCCUCCAACGCAGCUGCAACAAAUCCUUCAUGAUACGAAUUAUGGACCUACAUUCAUCUACAAAGUUCUGUCAAUGCCAUUAUUGGAAGAUGACGUCAGAUCUCACGUUAUCAAUCAAGUACGCAAGAUACUCACGGAGAACCCACCGCCACAACAACAUCGUCGGUUGAUGGAAGAAGUCGGUCUAACUCCAGUUAACGUGCAAGCGCAGAAUUUACCUACCAAACAUAGGAAAAGUACUUCACAUGCAUUUACACCAGAUUCAACAGCUAACCAUAUUAGGGGCUUAUCCAUGUCAAGUGUUCGCAGCAGUGGUAAUCCGGGGGCGAACAAUGGCGCCUCUAGAGCUUCCAGUCUGAUGCCUCUAGCCGCAGCGAACCAGGCAGCAAUGACAUCUGCAGCGCCACCUGGCAAUCCUCUAGCGUACUAUAAUUAUCCAGGUGUAUUUCCAAGCGGGUAUACUGGUUCCAAUACAUACUUAAUGAAUAAUGAUGAAUUAACCUCACAGCUAGAAAUGUUGAACUUGAACAAUAAUAACACGCCAAUAUCGUUACCAAAAUUAAGUUUUGCAAAUUCCAGUACUAUACUGGAUCGUUCAAAUGGUACCAAUGCCGGUGUUGAUCAAGGUGCGUAUGGUUUCUGA
Kazachstania africana CBS 2517 is the source of this 3210-nucleotide messenger RNA. It is a transcript of the gene JSN1, whose product is annotated as Jsn1p. NCBI's taxonomy places the organism in Eukaryota, Fungi, Ascomycota, Saccharomycetes, Saccharomycetales, Saccharomycetaceae. The record is from RefSeq and is a predicted model, not a curated record. Gene Ontology annotation, molecular function: RNA binding. Bases 1 to 3210 code for a protein of 1069 amino acids. The transcript has a single exon.